Molecule: messenger RNA, 570 nt
Organism: Cervus elaphus (red deer)
Lineage: Eukaryota; Metazoa; Chordata; Mammalia; Artiodactyla; Cervidae
Product: intraflagellar transport protein 25 homolog
Exons: 2
Coding region: 41-472 (143 amino acids)
Biological process (GO): intraciliary transport
Cellular component (GO): cilium; intraciliary transport particle B; centrosome
Source: RefSeq, a predicted model, not a curated record
CCCGGAUGGUGGAAGGCUGACGCAGAUUAAACACUUUAAGAUGAGAAAAGUUGAUCUUUGUUUAAGCUCUGAAGGGACUGAAGUUAUUUUAGCUACAUCAAGUGAUGAAAAACACCCACCUGAAAAUAUGAUUGAUGGAAAUCCAGAAACUUUUUGGACCACCACAGGAAUGUUUCCCCAAGAGUUCAUUAUAUGUUUUCACAAACAUGUGAGGAUUGAAAAGCUUGUAAUCCAGAGUUACUUUGUGCGGACCUUAAGGAUUGAAAAGAGUACUUCUAAAGAGCCAGUUGAUUUUGAGCAAUGGAUUGAAAGAGAUCUAGUACAUACAGAGGGGCAGCUUCAAAAUGAAGAAAUUUUGGCACGUGAUGGCCACGUUACUUACUUGAGAUUCAUUAUUGUAUCAGCCUUUGAUCAUUUUGCAUCUGUGCAUAGCGUUUCUGCAGAGGGAGUAGCAGUCUCAAAUCUUUCUUAGUAAUUAUAAUAUACCCAUGCACUAUUUUUUAACAGUAUAUUUAUUUAAACAUGAAGUUGUCAUUAUUAAAGGAAUUUGUAUCAAAAAAAAAAAAAAAA